UCUAUAUUGUAGGGUUUACAUUGUUUCAUAGCGUAUUACUAAUUUUUUUUAGAUGGCUAUGUUAAAUUCACCAAUUUUGUGUCCAAGAGGUAUAACCUUGAACCCACUAUUGUGUUUGAAUUCUGUUAAAUACUUACGAUUUACGGAUUCGGGUUUUUCUUUUUCCACUGUAAAACUCUGCCUUGGACUACCUCUUCCCAAAAACACUUGUUUUUGUGUUGGUGUUAACAUAAACAAAGAUUUUCGUGUUAUAAAAGUGGUUGAUGAUGAUGAGGAUGGUCGUGGAGAAGAGCCWACACAGUCUAAUUUGGACUGGGAAGAUGAAUUUCUAGGAGAGAUUCAUCCUAUGAGUAAGAGAAAACAAAAAGAAAAGUCUGAAUUGCUUCAAGAAACAGACUCAACGGAUUGGUGUGUAAGAGCAAGGAAAUUUGCUCUCAGGUCUAUUCAAACCAGGGGUUUGACCAGUGCCCUGGAAGAUCCUGUCACUGUUAAUCUUAAGAAGAAGAACAAGAAGAAGAGCCAUAACGUUAAAAAGAAACCGGUAGUUAACAAGGAAAAGCUCACCAAGGAAAGUUUGGAUUUCGAUUCUGAUGGGGAAGAUGAAGAACUGAAUAUUGAAGACCUUUUGUAUGAUAAGGACCAGCUUAAAACAAGUGUGAGUAUCAUGGCAGGUGGGAUGUUUAAGGAAAGAAAGGAAAAAACCAUGGAAACUUUUGUUGAGAGGCUAUCCCAUUUCUCUGGGCCACACGACCGUAGAAAAGAGAUCAAUUUGAACAGAGAAAUUGUGGAAGCACAKACUGCAGAUCAAGUAUUGGAAGGGACUGCUGAGAUGAUAAUGGYUGUUGCCAAAGGCUUGAGUCCUUCACCUUUAUCUCCGUUAAACCUUGCCACAGCUAUCCACCGUAUUGCUAAGAACAUGUAGAAAGUUUCGAUGACCAGGAGUCACAGACUUGCAUUUGCCCGGCGCAGGGAGAUGUCUAUGCUUGUUGGUAUGGCAAUGAUGGCACUUCCAGAAUGCUCUGCUCAAGGUUCAAAUAUCGCAUGGGCCUUGUCCAAGAUCGGUGGUGAGCUCCUUUAUCUUUCUGAGAUGGAUAGAGUGGCAGAGGUGGGCUUGAACAAGGUUGGCGAAUUCAAUUCACAGAAUGUUGCUAAUAUUGCUGGUGCUUUUGCCUCUAUGCAGCAUGCUGCUCCAGACCUCUUUUCAGAAAUAUCAAAAAGAGCUUCAAAUAUCAUUCACACUUUUCAGUCACAGGAACUUGCUCAGCCGUUGUGGGCUUUUGCUUCGCUCGUUGAGCCUGCAGACUCGAUAUUUGCAUCUCUUGAUGAUGUUUACAAGGAUGCCCAUCAGUAUAGGUGCAGCUUGGAUAAGAGAACAUUAAAAUUCACUGAACCAAGAGGUGCAGAAAGUAUCAAAGUUGAAGGCUUUCCUCCAGUUCUUGAUUUCAACAGGGAUCAACUUGGAAACAUAUCCUGGUCUUGUGCUGUUCUUGGGCAAAUGGAUCGGACAUUCUUUUCCCAUGUCUGGAAAACCCUGGGCUAUUUUGAGGAGCAACAGAUAUCAGAGCAGUAUAGGGAGGAUAUCAUGUUUGCUACUCAGAUCCAGCUUGUUAACCAGUGUCUGAAGCUUGAGUACCCUCAUUCAUUAUUGUCUCUUAAAAGUGAUAUUGAGGACAAAAUUAUUCGUGCUGGGAAAACUGCACGUUUUAAUCAGAAGAUCACGUCUUCAUUUCAGAAGGAGGUCGACCAUCUUCUUGUUAGCACUGGUCUUUAUUGGACAAGAGAAUAUGUUGUAGAUGGGUACACCUUGGAUGCUGCUUUGAUUGAUCUAAAAGUUGCAUUGGAGAUUGAUGGGCCAACACAUUUCUCAAGAAAUUCAGGAAACCCUUUAGGGCAUACAGUACUGAAACGGCGCUACCUUGAAGCURCUGGUUGGAAGCUUGUAUCAGUAUCUCACCAAAAAUGGGAAGAACUUGAAGGGAGUCAUGAACAGCUGGACUAYCUUCGAGAAAUUCUUCAAGAUCACACAGCUGAUGAAGCUGGAAGGUAG
Cynara cardunculus var. scolymus (artichoke) is the source of this 2047-nucleotide messenger RNA. Its product is annotated as RAP domain-containing protein, chloroplastic-like. Gene Ontology annotation, biological process: regulation of mitochondrial mRNA stability; mitochondrial RNA processing; chloroplast rRNA processing. Gene Ontology annotation, molecular function: RNA binding. Gene Ontology annotation, cellular component: ribonucleoprotein granule; mitochondrial matrix; chloroplast. Lineage: Eukaryota; Viridiplantae; Streptophyta; Magnoliopsida; Asterales; Asteraceae. The record is from RefSeq and is a predicted model, not a curated record.